Salvelinus fontinalis (brook trout) is the source of this 5568-nucleotide messenger RNA. Its product is annotated as protein Tob2-like. The transcript is spliced from 2 exons. Gene Ontology annotation, cellular component: nucleus; cytoplasm. Gene Ontology annotation, molecular function: transcription corepressor activity. The coding region runs from base 795 to 2009 and encodes 404 amino acids. Gene Ontology annotation, biological process: regulation of gene expression. Lineage: Eukaryota; Metazoa; Chordata; Actinopteri; Salmoniformes; Salmonidae. The record is from RefSeq and is a predicted model, not a curated record.
AGAGCCAUGGAUGUAAUUGUGUGGCUCAUAGGUGGAGAAAAAUAAAUAAAAUGCAUCUUAUUAUUUACCAUCGUUGUUCAAUCAUAACUAGCAGCAAUUGCAAUCGUCAAUUACCCGUAACCUAUUUCAUAUUAUUUACUUAUUUUGAAACUAUAGGCUUAUUACUGAGGGUCGACUAUUCUCUCCUAGGUGUGUAUGAGUUUAUUUGAGAGUGUACAUUACAAAAGUAUCAAGAAAGUAGUCCCUAUUCAGACUAACGUCAUAGAACAGGGGGUGUGGGCGAAAUAGUCCUGUAUAAAUGCGCAAGGUUGUCAAAAACUAAAGUUUUCUCGGGCAGUUUUAGUCAACCUGUCGGUUGUGGAAAUGGAGACCGUAUGAAGAGAAUACGUUUCAAUACCCAUUUAACACAUCACAUUAUAUCUUCCUCCAAACAACUACUUUGAAAAGCCACAUCACCUUCAAAUGCAAUGUAAAAUACGGGAAUUAAAACCGCAGGAACUGAACACACGCUGCAUUAUUGGACUCCUCAUCUCCUUACCUGUCAAGUCUUGUUACCUGGCAACUGAAAACAACUGGUUGGACUAGUUUUUGGCCUCCUGGCCACCAAGUCUGUCCAUGUUGACCACCCAGGAAGAGGUUUAAAGAUUCUGCCGGAUUUCAACUUACCUGCGGUACAUGUAGUGGAGAAGAAAACAUCAGACUUCUACAAGCCAGAGAUAACUGUUCCAUUAUAGUCUCAUUUUGGGCUUGAUUUGAAUACUUGGCUAUCCAGACUGCAUUGGCCAGGUACAGUCAUGCACCUAGAGGUAAAGGUAGCUCUGAAUUUCAUUGUGUCCUACCUGUACAACAAACUGCCCCGUCGUCGUGCUGACCUCUUCGGGGAGGAGUUGGAGCGGAUACUGUUGUCGCGCUAUGAAGGCCACUGGUACCCUGAAGCUCCUCUGCGGGGCUCUGCCUUCCGCUGCCUGCACCUAGGGGCCCCCAGGGACCCAGUGGUGGAGCUAGCUGCGAGGAGAAGUGGACUGGACACAGAUGAAGUGCGUGCCAAUGUCCCCCCUGAGCUGAGUGUGUGGAUCGACCCCUAUGAGGUGUCCUACCAAAUCGGGGAGAAGGGAGCCGUUAAGGUCCUGUACUUGGAGGAUCCAUCCGGUUUAGGUGGGGAAGGCGAAAUGGUGGAAUUAGUAAUUGGAGUGAGUAAAGGGGACAUGGAGGUAGAGGAGGCCAAGAGCUUAGGGUUCAACCCUGAGGCCCAGGUGUUUGUUCCAAUUGGAGCCCAGAUAUCUCCAGUUCUGCUUCCUUCCCUCUCCAGCUCACCCACACCUCUCUCGGCUUCAUCCUGCCCAGUGAUUUUCAGCUAUCCUAGCUCCAGCACACCCACGAACCCAACGGCCCACUCUAACACAUCCACACCUUCCCCUCCAAGUGGGGCACUCCCUUACCUCCCCUCUCAGCAGCCAACGACUGCACUGCCCAGCACCCGUCUACCGCUGCAGCCCAUCACCUUCACCACGGCCAGUUUCGCCGCCACAAAAUUUGGCUCCACCAAGAUGAAGAAGUGUGGCGGUUCCGGAUCGGCUGGCGGCUCGGGUGUAGGCAUGCCCCCGCCACAGAGGAUGCUCGCCUGUUCCCCCACCAACAUCUCUCCCCCAGGGCUGCUGAAACACAAGCCCCUCUCAGUCUCCCUGCACUCCCUGGGGGCUCAGAUCCCCAGCCAGCUCUCCCCUAAUGCCAAAGAGUUUGUUUACCCGGCAUCCCCAGGGCCCGUAUACUUUGACAACGAUGCUCCGCCCAUACUACCACACUCAAGCCCCUUCCAGCUCCCUCACCCCGCCCACUCCCACCCCUCAUUUGACCCAUUCUCCAGUCCCCCACCUGGUCCAGCUGUUGACAUCAUCGGUGGUAGCGGUGGGAUUUCUUACAUUGAGAAGCCCUCAUUUGUGGAGGGGAUAGGGGGGUAUAACCUGCAAUAUCCCAGCCAGGCCUUCCAGCCGGUGGUGCUGGCCAACUAAGCCUUUCUUAUGAGUAUUUCUGUUGCAGCAGUAGGGCAGUAAUGCUCAAGUAUCUUUUGGGGAAAAUUGUUCUUACUGUGAUACUAUAGCGUAGAAUUAGUUUUGUUACUACUACAACCUCCACUAUAUAUUUCAAUAUGAUUAUUUCCAUAUCAUUUAUGUUUGUUUUUUUGUGGAUUUUGAUUUCAGUUUCUCUAACCAGAGGAGUAACCAGCCUCCUAUUGCACAGACAUCAUUUUCAUUGAAUGUUCAGCAGAGUAAAAUGCCCUUCAGCUUUGGUCUAUUGACAGCAGUAUGGUAGUUAUGCUGUGAAAAAGGACCAAUGUCCUGUAAAAUGGCUUUAGAAAGCUUAGCGCUUUGCAAUCUGCUCGGCCUUAGUUACCAAAAAUGCACAGAGGGGUUUGUGCGGGUUUGGGGAUGUCUUAUUCAUGCUAACAAGUGUUAAAUGUGCUCUUCUGUGGCUUAUGGUCAUUGUGAAUAUAGUGAGCCUAUUACUAGAGCCUUGAAACAUGUCUGAAUUGGUUUGGCGUGAGGUAUCAGUAUUUGCCAUUUGUCAGUUCUGAAAUCUGGUUAUGGACAUGCUUAGAAAGGGAGCCUGUGUGUAGUGUCUUGGGAAAAGGGAGGGUUUAAUGUGCAGGGUAUGAGGAAAUGUAUCUGUCAUGACAGGAAGAAUUACUGCCAGGGGGGUCAGCGAACCUUGGUGAAUGUGAGGCAAGUUGAUCUUUGUCUUCAGAUAUAAUGACGUACUAAUCUCAGACACACACACAGACCGAAUCUGUCAGCAGUGUGUGAAGGUGAACGGGCGUUGUUGGAGGGGAAUAGGAUGCUGCUAAGCAAUGGGAAUUGUGAUGAAUGGCUUAGCGUGACUGACUAUGAAGGAGAGGUCUUACUCUGCAGGGAAAGGAGGACGAGGAGGGAGUAAGGAGAGGAAAAAGGGAUGGCAAGGCAGGGGCAUCGAUGACGUUUUAACACCUUUUGGCAUCUUGGGUGCAAUGGCUUUAGACUGACACUUUAAAACCCGGAGCACGUUUCUGUAGAACUUUAGUGGCGUUGCAGCCAAAGGCCCACGCUAGGUCCCCUGCUCUUUAAUCCCUUAAUUAUCUCUGUUCCAGUUGCUGCUCCAGUGGGAGACCAGCAUCAUAUAAUGAAAGCUGUUUUCCUUUUCAAUUUCCAGGACCAUGAAUAUUAACUAAACCUGUGUUUUUGUCACUUUAUGAUGCCAUGUCAGAUCAUUCUCAUGUAGAAGGUGGUGAUACCCUGGCUCCAUAUAGGUAAUCGAGGGGGCAGUAAUUGUCACCAGGGUUCAGGCAACCCCCGCCUUUCCUUUUGAGCCAUCCAGCACUUUAUAUUAUUGGGCUAUAGAUGCUAUGUGACCCCCCCAGUCAUGUAAGGCGCUAAACAUUCUUUUUUUCUUCUUAUUGGCCCAUUGUUACAGCUGCAUCUGCUAAGAAAUGUUGGUUCUGUUCCAAUGAGAUUUGUAUUUGGAUAGAAGGGGGAGUGUCCCUAGCCAUCUGAAUGUUUUCUAGAUUGUGCCAUGUAAACAUCUGUGUAUAAGCUAACAUAAGUACACUGGUAAUUGCUGUGAUAGUUGGUCAUAUGCGUGUCAUUCAAACUGUUUAUUUAUCUUUACGUCCAGGGGUUGGGAGGGGAGGGGCGGAUCUCUUUAUAAUUGUAAUGGUUGUGAGGAAAGGGGUCAUUUUUACAUUUGUAAUUUAUUUUAAAUUUUCUAUAUUUUUCCUAUGUUUUUUUCAAAAGUAAUUAAGUACAUUUGUAAAGUUGAGAGAGAGAGAUGUUAUAACAGUAGGAAUAUGUAUAUAUUAUGUUCAGGUUUCCUUUGUUUAGUUAUGUGCUGAAGUUAUUUUUACAAAAUAACUAAAUAUAUAUGCAAGUUGGGAAUAAAAAUAAAGAUGUAUAAAAUAAAGUAUUGAAUGUGGAUUGUACCUUGUACAGAAUUUGUCCAAUAAAAGACGGGUAAAUGUAAUUUGUUAAAUUGGGUUUUUGAAGAGCUUCAGAGAUGAAUGUUUACAAUGGGUGGAUAGUCUGACAGCAUCAUUCUCAGUCUGUUUCUAAGGGCAGUCUGAUAACUUGUGUAAGAUUUCUGUUCCUUCAUAGUUCGUACACUUAAACCAAAAUCUCCACAUUUAAACCAAAUCCCCUUAGUAGUGCUCAUGUUACUAAUUUUGUCCCUUAUUCAUUCAUAUUCCAUCUACAUAUUGUCCAAUGCCAUAAAUCUUUGCUUUAUACCACUAACCUUAUUUGUGUGCCUGAACAGUCCUACUGUGACUGAACAGUCCUACUGUUGACUGAAUUGGCUGCCAAUUUCAUUCUCACACAAAGACUGAGGGAAAGCAAAAAACCCGUUCCUGCAGUCUAAUCCUUGAUGAGUAUUCACCUCACAUCCAUUUUGUGGUAACAUUCCCCUGCUCCCGCUACUAUAGCCAUAACUAAGACUGUCUUUACUCACACAGACACCGACCCUAGUCCAGUGCAAUGUGUAACUAACGCCAUAUUCUAGACCACAAUUGUGUGGGGGGGGGGGGGGGGUUUAACCACAAAUAUUCCAAUACAUUUCAAGUCAAGUGUUUCAAGUAGGUUUAGGAGGAGGAUAGUCAUUGAAUGUGCUGUGAUGAUGAUCAGUGACUGGUCAAUCCUGGUGGUGGACAGCCUGGUGAUGGAUAGAGCUAUUUUUUUAUUUGUGCUUGUUGAUUCGGUGGGAUUUUUUGGUUUCCAAAAUCCCUACGAGCAUCCCAAAGUGCUGCCGCCCCCCAUUGCUUAAAUAAUGGUCAGAUUACUCUUGGUAAUCGGAUGUGUGCUGUAUUUAAUUCCCUGUGCCUGCAAAGCAGGUCUGGAGGUUUGAGUGGUGGCUUGGAGGCUAUGUUGCGGUCACUGACUGCCUGCCAAUGGGAAGGCCAGAGGACUGUGACGUUUGAGGGAUGGGGGCUGCUCUACUUGGAAGUUCUGAUGGAUUACAGGAAGACUAUAAAUAUUGUUUCACGUUGUUUCACUUUUUGGUCACAGGAUGGAUGGACAAUGUUUUGUUGCGGUAUAGUGGUUGGCUGUUGGUAUACGUCUUGCAUUUAAAAAUUAGUAACAGAUUACACUAUCCUCCAAGUAUUGUAAUUAAAAAUACUUCGUUUUUAAAUCCACACUAAAAGCAGGCUGUUCUACCACCAGGAUUGAAUCAAAGUGAGAAACAGAGUUUUGUAUUCUGUCUUUUGCUUAUAUCUAUCUACGUGUGUUUUAUUUAGCACUUUGGAAUAUUUUGUUGUAAUAAAGAAGUAUUUUCUAUUUAACAUUUAAGAAUAAAUGGAUAUAAAUUAAAAGUAAGAUAUAUUAAUAUAGUACUUUCUCUUUUGCCUGUAUUUUGUUAUCAUUUUCCUAUUUUGUAUCUUAUCUGUACACCCUGUAGAUGUAUAUGAACCUUUCACUACUGAAAUGCAAUGACCUGUUUUCUGUGCUCCCCCAUGGGAAUGGGGACUUACUACUGCACUUUCUUAUUGUAUCAGAUUCUUUUUUAAGUUUGUAAUAAAACAAUUCCAAAAAUAAGCAUGGAAAAUAA